This is a messenger RNA of Soboliphyme baturini, 633 nucleotides long. The record is from the annotation of a GenBank genome assembly. Lineage: Eukaryota; Metazoa; Nematoda; Enoplea; Dioctophymatida; Soboliphymatidae.
AUGACAGCUCAGGAAGUUGCCACAACCGCUGUUAAAAGUUCUAUUACUUUGCGAGGUUCCGCAGAGAUGGUCGGCGAGUUUUUCUAUUUUGGCAUCAACAGCAUCUUGUUUCAACGUGGCGUCUAUCACGCUGAAUCCUUCAAAAAAGUACAAAAAUACGGACUGACCGUCUUAGUGACGAAGGAUUGUAAGUUGGACAAGUUCUUCAAACCGCUUCUGGACCAAAUAAGAAUUUGGCUGAUCAAAAAGCAGAUCCGAAAGUUGGUAAUGGUGAUCGUAAGUGUGCAGACGAAGGAGACGUUGGAAAGAUGGGAAUUCGACAUCGAAACCGACGACGAUAUCACGGAAGAAGGAACAGUCACUUGUCGCGAAAAAUCUCAGAAAAUCAUUCAAAACGAAAUUCGUGACGUCAUCAGACAAAUAACCGCAUCCGUUACUUUUUUACCAUUGCUUGAGGAGCUGUGUUCCUUUGAUAUACUUAUUUACGCGAAAAAGGAUUCAGAAACUCCUGAAGGGUGGGGUCUGGUCGACGCUCAUCACGUGAAAAACUGUCAGGUGGUAAAGUUGAAUUCAUUUUCGACGAAUGUACAUAAAGUUGAAAUGCGGGUUUCGUACAAAAAUUAUGAUUCAUAA